CAUGUAAGUUUCUCUAAUUUCGAAACCAUCAAAGUUGACGUGCACAUUACAUUUGUAUGUACGCACAAAUUCCGCACACACCCGGCCAGGCAGCGUCGUGUUGUUUUUAUUUACGUACGUUCGAUCAGUUGUGUUUUGUUUAUAGACCGACCGCGGUGGCUGCAAAUUGAUUCGUUUUCUGUUGCUGGCCAUCUCGCGUUUCUCAGUACUUAGUCAGCACCGACUCAAGUGGUAUCAUUUUCAUCGUCUCAAGGGUGUCCGCGUACGGGAGGGUAGAUGGCAAGAAGCAUGAUCUAGAAGGAAUCCGUGUUCAACCUUGGGUGAGAAGAAACGCUGCUGCCGUACCAUCGUAAGAUCCGCAUCGUGCUUGAGGAAGGGCUAGCCCCGGUCGAGAGCGCUGUAAAAACCAAGGAACGAGCCAAACGAGCUCCAGAAGUCGCCGCAUAUCGUAGCUUGCAGUUGCAAGUGGUGGUUCCCGGUGGUUAUUUUAGUUUGCUGUGUGAUAAAUUUGUUCCUGCUCGCCGAGCGGGAAAGAAAGUUCUCGUUCGAUUUCGAACCAUCCUCCAGCCGCAUACACGCGAGACAUGGCCAACGUGAAGUACAGUGUCACCUUCGUCCGGCACGGGGAAAGCGAGUGGAACAAGAUGAACCUCUUCUGCGGCUGGCACGACGUGGGCCUCAGCGAGGAAGGUGAAUGGGACGCCCUGGAGGUGUCGGCUGCUGCACUAAAGCGCGAAAACAUGCGAUACGAUAUAGCGUUCACGUCCUGCCUGCGACGUGCAAAUCAAACGCUAGAGGUCAUCCUGAAGGAGCUGAAUCUGACCAGCAUCCCAGUGCGACAGCUGUGGCGGCUGAACGAACGUCACUACGGUGCACUGACCGGUUUCAACAAGCGUCAGAUGGCGGACAUCUACGGCGAGGAGCAGGUGCAGGUGUGGCGCCGCAGCUUCAACAUUCCACCGCCGGCCAUCGAACCGACCAACCCGUACUAUCACGCCAUCAAGAACAACCCCCGGUUGCGGCACAUCAACGAGCAGGACUUUCCGACCACCGAAACGCUCGAGACGACGAUGGAGCGCGUCGUGCCGGAGUGGACUGACUCGAUCAUCCCAGAGGUGCGCGCCGGGAAGCGGGUGCUGGUUGUGGCCCAUGGUACUAGCUUGCGUGGGCUCGUCAAGCACAUUCAAGGUAUUUCAGACGCGGACAUCAUGAAGUUCAACCUACCGAACAGUAUUCCGUUCAUCAUCGAUUUCGACGAGUCGAUGAAGAUGGUCGGCAGCAUCCGGUUCCUGGCGAACGACGAGACGGUGCUUAAAGCGAUGGAGAAGGUCGCAUCGAUCGGCGGAAAAUAGAAGGGCGCCACCGUGCUUAUCACAGUGUUGGCCACAGUCCAAAGCGUACGGUGCAUCUCUACCUCAACUUCGAAACCCCACUAUCCCUCUACACCACACCCCGUCCCUUCCACCCUUCUUACCUCAUCCUGUUUAUCGGCCGGUUGCAGGAAUAGUUCUACUAUAUAUACAUUAUAUAUAUUUUUUUGGUUCUCUUCACGAAAGGCUUAACGUGCCGCCAUUCAACAACGAAAUGUUUUCUUUUAUUUGUUUCCUGCCGAUUUGUUUCUACGCGCGCCUAAGUGUAGGCUAUUUGAGUAGGCUUUGGUUUAUUUUGUCCGUCGUAAGUGUAACCCUUAAAUGCAGUAACGCCAAAUCAUCAGCUACGAUUGUGUACCUGUACCGAAAUGUGGUACGCUUUCAUCUAAAUUCCCUUUGUCUCCGUGCGAGUUAGUUAGCGUGAUAACGAAUGAAGUGUGUCUUUCAUAUAUACAUUCGUGUACAAGCUCCGUUGUACAGCAUUCUCUAAUUACUACAGUCGAUUGUUGUCGCCCGGUGCAUUUAAGGGUUAGCUAGUUUUAAAUUAUUCGCGUCCGUUAAAGUAUAGGGUCCGGCAGGAGAUGUUUAUUUUUUCUGUUUUAAUUUUACUUUUACCAGUAAACUCUACGUUUUAGAGUUUUAUUAGCUGUUAAGUGCAUGUGUGCCUGUGUGUAAAAUCGUAAAAUAUACAACAUUUAUGAACAGAU
Anopheles coustani is the source of this 2077-nucleotide messenger RNA. RefSeq names its product phosphoglycerate mutase 2-like. Gene Ontology annotation, biological process: glycolytic process. Gene Ontology annotation, molecular function: intramolecular phosphotransferase activity. The record is from RefSeq and is a predicted model, not a curated record. Bases 585 to 1352 code for a protein of 255 amino acids. The transcript is spliced from 4 exons. Lineage: Eukaryota; Metazoa; Arthropoda; Insecta; Diptera; Culicidae.